AUGGAUUUUUUUCAAACAUUCCUCCCUGUCCUCACCGCUGGAGUUGGUAUUUGUAUUGGUUGGUUGAUGUGUAAACGGACCGGCAUGCCCAAGAGCAUAUCCAUUCCAAAUGUCUACAAUAAGAGCGAGGCGAAGCUUGUUUUACUAGUGAGGCAGGAUCUAGGAAUGACGAAGGGAAAAAUAGCAGCUCAGUGUUCCCACGCCACUCUGGGCUGCUACAAGCAGGCAGAAAAGAUUUGUCCUGAAAUAUUGAAACGCUGGGAGUGGAAUGGACAGCCGAAGAUUGUCUUGAAGGCUCAGUCACUUGAUGUAUUGCUUGAAUGCGAGAAGGCGGCUGACAAGUUAAACAUCAACAACUGCCUCAUUCAUGACGCUGGUCGGACCCAAAUUGCCGCAGGCUCAGCUACGGUUCUCGGUAUCGGACCUGCACCCGCGGAUCUGAUUGACAAGGUGUCCGGCCACCUCAAACUGCUUUGA
This is a messenger RNA of Dibothriocephalus latus, 477 nucleotides long. Lineage: Eukaryota; Metazoa; Platyhelminthes; Cestoda; Diphyllobothriidea; Diphyllobothriidae. The record is from the annotation of a GenBank genome assembly.